CAUUCUAAGAAUCGAAGUAUUAUACGAGACCAAAUUUUGUUUAUCUAAGGGAUUUUGUUUAACUAACUUUCAGGCAUAGUAGGUUAAUAGGCUUUUGAAUUCACUCACAGAAAAAUUAAAGUACAAAACAGAAUCAAGAUUCUUGCUUGGUCAUGGAACUCGAAAACGUUACAAGUGUAGGCGAAAUUGCUGCAUGUGCCAAGUUGCCAUUAAACGAAAUCGAUCUCAUAUCCCGCACAUCGAAAUGUGGAAAAAGUGUUUUAGAGAUUUUCGACGUGGACGAGAAGGUCAGUUUCUCAUCUGUUGGAGGUGAGGAGGAAAUGGAAAUUCUUGAUCGUUCAGAGCAGUCUGAUGAUAGACCAGUGAAAAUAGCACACGAUAUUGACUGUCUGAUCCGACAGAUUGAGCGUAUGCAAAUUGCGAUCAGGAAACGUCAAGUUAAGAAGUGUAGCGAACAGAUCAGCGAAGAAUCCGCAGCCCAAGAGAUGGAAACCCUGACCGAGUCCUCAGUUAUGUGCAAGCAGUGGGAAAAUCAGGGAAAUGACAUUAAAAUCCCAGAGAAAUCUGCAGCCGUAUGCCCGAAAAACCAACCGCUGAGCGGCAAUGAGUUACUCGAAGCAAGGAGUCUUCGUCAGGCCCACAAUCGCAUUCAACAGCAAAUAGACGAAGUGAUCUGCAGGUAUAAUAAGCUCCGCGAGUUUAUAUACCAAAUGCGGAAAAGGAUUCGCUGCAUGGAGGGCAAUCUCAUAGAUUUAAAUUCGAAAGCCGAAAAGUAUGUAGCCUGGUCCGGCGAAGUUGCCAAGGAAAUGAAAGUGUGCCAGGAACGCUACAAUUACCUAGUUGAAGCCAAGAUGUCCAAAAGAGAGGCAAUGAAAACCGAGCUCAUUCAUUCCACCCGAUUCCUCAAAUAUAAUGCUGCCUAUCUUACCAAAGCUCGUGUAAAACGCGAUAUCGAUGAGUUCGUUGACGAGGUGGAGGAUCUUGAGACUCUAAUGGCUGAGCUGCACAAGGAACUGGAUAGGAAGAUGGCUUUUUUCGAAAUACCACGCACGAAAUCGCUGGAUAAUCCAGCCGAGUUUCUAUCUUCCAUGGCUGCGACAGUCAGACUCUCCGAUGAGUUCCGGAAUUCAGGAAUAAAACUUGAAGACGGCGUCGAUUAGGAUUUGCUCAUCAAGAAAGUAAUAUACAUGUUUGAAGAAAU
This is a messenger RNA of Drosophila erecta, 1201 nucleotides long. RefSeq lists its product as uncharacterized. The record is from RefSeq and is a predicted model, not a curated record. Bases 153 to 1160 code for a protein of 335 amino acids. The transcript has a single exon. NCBI's taxonomy places the organism in Eukaryota, Metazoa, Arthropoda, Insecta, Diptera, Drosophilidae.